UGUAUACUGUUAAAAUCAGAGAAGAUGGAUAGCCAAGCUGAUGUGAAGGAUCAGUGCCACCAUGCCAAAGAUGAUGCAGAGGCAUGCAAAUGGUACGAAGAGGAGAUUGACGACGAUCUCAAGUGGUCUUUUGCUUUGAACAGUGUGCUGCAUAAAGGGACCAGCAAGUACCAAGAAAUAGCUCUUAUUGACACGAAACGUUUCGGCAAGGCUUUGGUGAUCGACGGCAAGAUGCAGAGCGCCGAGAUCGACGAGUUCAUCUACCAUGAGUGCUUGAUCCAUCCCCCCCUACUUUGCCACCCUAACCCCAAGACAGUGUUUAUUAUGGGAGGAGGAGAGGGAUCGGCAGCGAGGGAAGUCCUCAGGCAUAAGACUGUAGAGAGCGUGGUGAUGUGCGACAUAGACGAGGAGGUGGUGGAUUUCUGCCGAAAGUACUUGACAGUAAACCAAAACGCAUUCAGAGACAGCAAGCUCUGCCUCAUCAUCAACGACGCCAAGGCUGAACUUGAGAAGAGGGAGGAACAGUUUGACAUCAUAGUGGGUGACUUGUCUGACCCUAUGGAAGGAGGGCCGUGCUAUCAGCUUUACACUAAAUCCUUCUACGAGAAAAUUCUGAAGCCCAAGCUGCGGCAUCAAGGCAUCUUUAUCACUCAGGCUGGACCAGCUGGUGUUCUCACCCACAAGGAAGUCUUCUCUUCCAUCUACAACACCUUGAAGCAUGUCUUCAAAUAUGUGGUUGUCUACACAGCUCAUGUCCCAUCCUUUGCUGAUAUGUGGGGAUGGGUUAUGGCAUCGGAUGAGCCUCUGGUGGUGGAUUCUCGUCAGAUUGAUGAGAGGAUUGGGGAAAGAAUCAAUGGAGAGCUUCUCUACCUAAACGGCGAGUCGCUGGUAUCUUCCACCACCAUGAACAAGAGCGUCUACACGUCCCUCUUGAACGAGACGCAUAUCUACACCGAGGAGAAUGCGAGAUUUUUGUACGGACAUGGAAUGGGUUGCUAGGCAGAGACGGCGGCCAGGCGACGAUCGAGCACUGCGCUAUUUUUCAUGCUUGGAAUCAAAGUCGCCUGCGUGAAGUGUUCCUUUAUUACUUUCCCUGUGCGAGCAAAUAAAAGCC
Zingiber officinale is the source of this 1114-nucleotide messenger RNA. RefSeq names its product thermospermine synthase ACAULIS5-like. The record is from RefSeq and is a predicted model, not a curated record. The coding region runs from base 25 to 999 and encodes 324 amino acids. NCBI's taxonomy places the organism in Eukaryota, Viridiplantae, Streptophyta, Magnoliopsida, Zingiberales, Zingiberaceae. Gene Ontology annotation, molecular function: thermospermine synthase activity. Gene Ontology annotation, biological process: polyamine biosynthetic process. The transcript has 10 exons.